GCCUGCCGGAGGGGAGGGUUACGGGAUACGGGCUCACACAACAGCACAAGACUGCACUCUGCCAAGUUACGAAAUCUUGUCUCGUUCUUAUCGUACCAGCGUGAAGGAAACCCUCGCCGUUCUGUACCACCAGCCUUGCCGCUGCUGGCUGCGCCAGUCAGUGCAGGACAACACCUUUCAGCAGAGAGACAUCACGUCUGCCCCGUUACGGCAGUCGAUGCCAAGUAAGGGACGCACAUCAUCCACGCUGCACGUGACGAACAUAUCAUCGUGGUCAAUCGAGCGAUGACCGCUGGAAGACGAGAGGCUCUCGAAACGGCCCUUAGGAGAACCCUCGGUUUUCACCUCGGAGCGGAUGUGGCAGGUGACGACGGGGAGGUGCUGGUAUCGGCCCUUCUCGACAGCGCCGAGGAGGGAAAGCUGAUUGACACCGCGGCGGUGGGUCGUGAGUUCGACGACUACCUUCCCGAUAUUGCUUGUGCUGCGAGUAGCAAAAGCUCGCCGUCUUCCCUGUCGUCUGAGCAGAAGGAGGAGGUGGUGGAGCUGUACGCGGAUGUCUUGAGAGAUGCGUUGAAGCAUUUCCCGCUAGCCCCUUCGAACCCAGAAGAGAAAGGCAGAGGUAGCGGAGAAGACGACAGCGUGUCCGAACCAGGAUGCUGUUCGCUGUGCGAGAGGCUCAUGCCGCUGACCCGCCACCACGUUAUGCCAAAGAGCACCCACAAGCGCUACCGAAAGAAGGGUUACACCGACGCGGUCCUUAACCGCACCAUCGCCAUCUGCCGCCCCUGCCACAGCGCCGUCCACCGCGCGCACGACGCCCUGGCCCUGGCGGAGCGCUUCACCACGGUGGAAGAGCUGCUGGCGGACGAAACGAUCGGCCGCUUCGUCGCCUGGGCCCAGAAACAGCGCACCACGAGCGUGCAAGACUCGCGCAACAACUUGCUCCGCUAUAGACGGUAGCAUCGUCGCUGGCAGAUAAAAAGAAGUGAACGUAACGGUUGGUCGUGAGUUGGCAAGGGACCCGGAGAUAAGAAACGCGAUCGAGGCUCAAUUUCUUAGUCCGUCGCCAACGUCGUGUACAGGUUUUGAUACAGUUGGGGCGUAUUUUAGUGUAGACAACUCGGUUGAGCUGUGUUUCAUAGCCCCCCCACCCUUUUUUUUCGUGGACAUUUUAGCCUUUUUGAUGAACGGCAUUUUUCUCAACUGCGGGCCCACGCUGUAGGGGAAAAUGGGAGAUAUUUCUUUUCCCGGGACAGAGGUGGAGAUGAUGGCGAUAGUGGGGGCAGUCGUGAAGGAGAAAGGCGGCACCAACCGCGACACGCUCACAGUGCGGUUGGGGCCAAAGGCUGGGUUCGGCAGGCCAAGGCAGUAAGCCUCCUUGGGGACGCAUGCCCCUCUUUCGAAAGGUCAGGAUAUCCGUCCACCUCUACGGUUUCGACGCCGUCUUCCAAAUUGCCGGCAAGAGUUGUACGAGUGUUGGUCCACGACCAGGGGAAGACUUCACAUAUCUGCUCACUAUUUAGUCCCCACACCGCCCACUUACUCGUCUUGAACAUAUGUUGGAUGCCUCAGUACAGCAGACGCUUCCACCAAUAACCCACCGCAAACAAUUGGACCGUGAUGUACUUCGUUGCGAUAUCGAGGUGACAGCUGAUGUUUGCUAUGUAAUCAAGGUUUUUCACACCCCUACACACGCCGCCGGGUUGCAUGGAAUUCGAAGGCGAACGCGCCCCCCCCCCCUGGUCAAAGCGGCCCUUCCCAGCGCAACCAUGUACCAAACCUUGCGUGCGAUAUGGGAGGUACACUGAUACACAGCGCUUUCCACUUGUAGACAGAAUCGAUUGCAGUCCAACGACCAGCAAGAAAACAGCACUCGACGUCCGUUGCCUAUUUCACAACACAAAAACAUCUUGUCGCCAACAACGCGGCGAGACUUGCCCGCCGAACCACUACUGUUGCGGUUCGUUGGAACUCUCUGAGCGUCAACCUGCUCCACGCAGUGCAUCGUUUUUACGCGCUACCAAAAAACACACAAAAGAGAAAAAAAAAAAACAGGCCUGGCCGCGGCAAAAGACAACAAGACAUGGCAGGCGCAAAAGGGUCUACAACAAUACCCCCGCGUGCCCUACUCCCCCCACCCCUGCAUCCACGACACCCCCGGUGCUGCCGGCGUCGUCACACAGCGACCGCGAAAAAUCAUCCUGCCCUCCGCGACAACGUACUUCCUCUCCGCGAGCUGCACGUGGACGCUGCCGCGCGGAGAGUGCCAAACAAACUGCACAGCUUUUAAGUAAAACCGAGGAACCGUUAGGAAAAGGAGGGCGCGCCUCCAAAACAAAAUAGCAAGAUAGCUGCGACGUGACACAAAAACGAAGGGAACAACACCAAGAAGCUAUUAAAUAUGCAGGCGGGCACCGAAACAAACAUGGAGCAAUCUAGUAUUUCCUGGAGCAUAUU
Molecule: messenger RNA, 2457 nt
Organism: Ectocarpus sp. CCAP 1310/34
Lineage: Eukaryota; Phaeophyceae; Ectocarpales; Ectocarpaceae
Source: the annotation of a GenBank genome assembly